Messenger RNA from Funneliformis mosseae, 1389 nucleotides. The record is from the annotation of a GenBank genome assembly. NCBI's taxonomy places the organism in Eukaryota, Fungi, Glomeromycota, Glomeromycetes, Glomerales, Glomeraceae.
AUGAAGACGUCGUUAUCAUUCAUUCUUUUCUUCUUACUUACUAUCAGCAUUGAUUCCAUAAUAGUAGAUGCAACGUGUUGGGAACAUCCGAAUCCAAUCAAGCCAUUCGAGAAAAAAAUCUCUUCAAUAUGUGGUUUACAAAAAAAGACAAAAGACAAACUGAAGGCAGAAGUAGGCAAAGAAUCACAAAAAGAUGAAGUUCAUUCCUUGGCGGCAAAUGAAGCAUUUAAAUUCGAUUUCUCUUGCGGAGUUCCUGAUAAGGCUUUAUGUACCAAAGCGGAAAAUGCAUUCAAGUCGGCAGGGGAAAUAAUAGCGAACGUAAUCAAUCUGGUUACCCCGGUAACGGUUAAUGCCACUUUCACCGAUUUUUGUAAAGCCCUUAAUGAAUGUGACGGUUCGAUCCUUGGAGCGGCGAGCGCGGCAAGGUCGAUCCCUUUGCUAGACGAUGAUAAAGUGGUUAGGCAAUAUCCGCAAGCGUUGGCAAAACAAUUUUUGUUGGAUCCAACACCUCAGUGGGGACCUUUUGACAUUCAAGCGUUCUUUAAUGCUCAAGCGGACUUAUUCUUUAAAGGGGAUGGUGUGAUUAAAAAAAAUCAAUUCGAUUUCGAAUAUAUCAUUUUACAUGAGCUCAUUCAUGGUCUUGGUUUCGCUUCCGCAUGGAACAAUUACUUUUCCGAACAACCUGUUGCCUUAACCCCUGAUCCAAAUUUUCUCGAGAUGAUAACGGAAUUAAGUCAACCCGUAAAAUUCACGGGAUUUGAAGAAAACGCGUUUGAUAAAUAUAUGGUAAACACCAGAGUGAAGGGAACCCCAAAGAGGAUGACGGAAUUUACAAACGAAAUAAAUAGUUUUGCCGAGAUUGGAACCGAUUUCCCAUCCGUACAAGCUCUAUUAAACGCGUUCGGAGAUUCUAGACAAUUUCAAACUUCCAGUCAAUUAAUCCUUGAUGGUCAAACUCCAAAGACCAUGGCCUUUCAACCUCGUAACGCUAGCUUAAAUGAUUUGGUCUUCUUGGAGACGAAUCUCAAACCUUUUCGAAUUGGUUCAUCGAUUUCUCAUAUGGAUAUAAAAACUUUUGAUAAUGAUCCGGACUUUUUGGAGGUUUUUAACGCUAAACCGGGUCAAACCUUGGAUCAAGUUCUUAAGGCUACCGGUGGAAAAGCUCCUAUUGGUCCAAAAUUAAAAAGUGUUUUGGAGACCUUGGGAUACGCCACGAAUGAGAAUCCAAAUCCUUAUAGACCGACAUUACCGAGCGAUUCUCAGGUUACACCAAGUCAGAUUCCUAUUUGGAAGUCUACGAAUAAUCAAUCCUCCUCCGCCACAUCAUUGACGUCUAGCUUUAACGUUCUAUCUUUAUUUGUCAUCGUAGCCUUCACUUUAUCAUUUUAG